CAUGGGGUUGCGAAGAGUCAGACACGACUGAGCGACUGAACUGAACUGAAUUGAACCAAAUAUUUAACAAAUCAGUUCUAACUGCAAGAGAGUGGAGGAAUUUAGAGACCUAUUCAGGGGGCACACUGUUCUUUAGACUAGAAAACAUACAUGAGUUAGGAUGUAUGAAAAUUUAAAACUCAUUUUUCUUCUUGGUUACAGAGUCAUACUCUAGUUUUGCCAAUCGGCCAACAUGCGUUCCAGUGGACUUCUAGAAGGGAUAGAUAUGGCCCCCUCACUUCACUUUGCUUCUCCCCCAAACAUAUUUCAAAUAAACAAAUUCUUCUCCAAGAAGAGGCACACACAGAGUCAUCAACAAGCCAUGUCCUGUGGUGUCCAGACUGACCACAAAGUUCCAAAGGGCAAAUGAUUUGCCCAAACAGGAGGGAAUGGGGGGCUUCCAGGGCUCACACCCUCUACUCACUCAGUCAGGAGCUCAGCUGCUCCUUCAGAGGCCAGUUUGCAGUCUCUCAACAGAAAGUGAAAGCAGGCUGUGAGCAAGCAGUGGGGAGGGACAGAGGAAAUCCUGGAAACUAACAAAUUCAGCAGCUGCUGGCUCAACCCUGUAGAUCCUCCCCGGCCUUCCCAGCUGUACUCCUCUCCUCGUCACAGAGGGAGCUGGAAGGGCUGGAGCCCCAGGGACCUGACUCCUGCCUGGAUGCCCAACGCUGUUCCCCAGCUCAGGCUCAGGCUGCUCUUCACUGAAGAAGCCAAUACAGAGAAAAGCACUGGGUAGAAGAAAAGUCACUUUACAUUAAGGAAGCCAGCCACCAGGGGAGAAGGCGGAUCACUGUGCAAGAGAACCAACCCCCAGCACUGCAAGGCUCAGCCCACAUUUAUACAAGGAGGGAGGCAGGAAACGGAUGUGGGCUACACCCUGAGAGUAUUGGAGACUUGACAUUAAAUACCAGGCGCCUUGCUGGGGACUAAGAACACGCGUGUGGCCCUUACUUUGUUAAGAUCAGUGCAUUGUUCUAAAGAUCAGCGGCUGUAUCCUUCUGAAAAAUCAAGGACAGAGGGAGAGCUGAACUGGCCCAUUGAAAGAGGAAACAGAACAUCCAACUCCGGAGCCGCGUUUACCUAUUCACAAGACUUUGGGUGGAAAGCAAGCAAGGUUACAUACAGCACCGCAGCCCGUGACCUGCCUGACCGUCAGGAGCGCUAUGAGCUCGUCCUCUGGCUGGAGCCUCUUCCUCCGCAUGGGGCAGCUGCUCUCCACCCUCGUGCCCAUCUGGCUGACCAGGGAGGACACUCUGGAGGUGCGUGUAAUCAACUGGUGCCUGUUCAUCUGGCCCAUCUGCUUCAGCCUGACCCUUCUCGGCUUCAUACUGGAGUUGGGCAGUCUCUUCAAACUGCCGUUAGGUAGCUUCCAGUGCCUUCUCCGCUUGUAUGAUAAGUUCCAGUCCCUCCUCCGCUUGUAUCGGGAUGGCGUUCUCUACGCCUUUGGCUCUUACUUUGCCGUCGUCUGCCUCUCGGCUGCCGUCAUCUUCGGCCCCACCUACAUCCAGUUCUUUUCUCCAGGCCCCGCCCGAAAUCGCGUCAUCACCGCCACCGCCUGCUCCUGCGUGGCUGCUCUGCUUUACGCCAUCGAAGUGGCCUGGGUCUGUCGCCGACCCAGUAGAGUGUCCUGCUUUUGGCCGACCUUCCCAGGUGUGCUCAGGAGGCUGGAGAACUAUGUGGCCAACAUCAUCUUCGCCUUCAUCAGCAACACUGACCUGUCCCUGCACCAGCCGGCCCUGGUGUGGUGCGUGGCCGUGUACCUCAUCUGCUUCCUCCUGGGGGCCGUGAACUACUUUGUGAAUGGGUGUGACUGUGACAAUGACAAAAAGCUGCCUCUCCGCGUCCCCUGUUUGCUGUGGGUGCAGACUGUGGUCUCAGUCCUCCUCUAUGCCACCGCAGUGAUCCUCUGGCCCCUCUACCAGUUCCAGGAGAAGCUGGGGGAGCAGCCCCAGCGGUCCAGCGAUAUGAGCUGCAGUGGUCAACUCAACAUCUUUGUCUGCGUCUGGGACCAGCGACUGGCUGUGGCCAUCCUGACAGUCAUCAACCUGCUGGUUUAUGUGGCUGACCUGGUGUAUUUAGUCCGAGAAGCUUUUGUAGGUGGCUCAAAUGGUAAAGAAUCUGCCUGCAAUGAGGAAGACCUUUCACUCACUGAAUCAGGAAGAUCCCUUAGAGAAGAAACGCAAUCACUCCAGUGUUUUGCCUAG
Messenger RNA from Capra hircus (goat), 2243 nucleotides. RefSeq names its product myeloid-associated differentiation marker. The coding region runs from base 1203 to 2243 and encodes 346 amino acids. The transcript is spliced from 2 exons. Gene Ontology annotation, cellular component: plasma membrane; cell-cell junction. NCBI's taxonomy places the organism in Eukaryota, Metazoa, Chordata, Mammalia, Artiodactyla, Bovidae. The record is from RefSeq and is a predicted model, not a curated record.